Stylophora pistillata is the source of this 1465-nucleotide messenger RNA. RefSeq names its product sterile alpha motif domain-containing protein 9-like. NCBI's taxonomy places the organism in Eukaryota, Metazoa, Cnidaria, Anthozoa, Scleractinia, Pocilloporidae. Gene Ontology annotation, cellular component: cytoplasm. The record is from RefSeq and is a predicted model, not a curated record.
GCAUCACGGACAAAGAUACGCUCUGAAUUUCGUGAAAAGGAGCAAGGUGCGUCGUUUCAUAAGGGGGACACGACAUCAGCGGUAACAUGUGAUUUGUGGACCAAAGUAAAGGAGGUAUUUUAUUGAAAUGGAGCCGAUGGAUCCAUAUUCAGGUUACCCUGAUUAUCACACAGUAUAUACUGCCCUUGAAGAGUUUAACCUUGCUUUCCUGAAACGUUUUUUCAAGACGCAUUGUCUCGAGGAUGAGACGUUAAAUCUUAUGAAAUCCGAGGAGGAACUCAAAAGUGUAUUAGUGAAGAAUUUGGGUUUGCCCUAUGGUCAAGCAUUCAAAUUUAGCAGGAACUGGUUCCAGAAGUAUCAUAAGCACAAAGGGGCAACGAUAAUUCAUAGGCAAAAAGAAAGCAAAAACGUUUGUGGGAGCACUGUGAAAAUUAAUACAGGAGACGGGUCUUGGGGUCAUACAGGUACCUCAAAAAAUCAAACUGAGGAAAGCAAAAGUUAUCACGGACCAAAUAAGAUUCUAAACCUUGCAGAGGACCAAGAUAAGAGUACUGCAUUAACCUUUGACAAAGAUGACAUCUCCGAAAUGCAGAAAGGGAACGGGAACUUAAGCAUAAACUCGCUGAUGAUGGAAAAAGGAGCUGUUGUUCAAGACCGUCCUUUCAAUGAUCCUGAAGAGCCUGUAACCAGUCAAUGGUUGAAAUUCAAGCAGGAUUCAGGGGUGCAAAAGGCGUGCCAAAACGCAAACACUGAUGCGGGCUUUGAAGUUCUCAAGGAAGGUAUUUGAAAAUAGCCUAUGUUCAAUGAUAGGAUGUUUUCGAAAAAUUUCCCACGUGCGUUAUUAAGAAUCCGUGGUACGCUGGUUCAGUAAACUUGCACUGUAUACUUUCGCUUAAUUCAGGUUUUAUUGUCAAUAAUUCAAGCGGAGUAUUGACAUUUUUUGCGGACUUUGUCCGCGAUCUCGGUUAGCAUAUUUCGUUUACAUCGCAUAUUGCACCUCACAAAAGAAGUGAAUUUGUCACAUUAUUAAUAUUUAAUUGUAGUUUUGGGUAAGGGGUCGGUUUUCUACAUUUUAUGGGGUUGGUUUAGGUGGGUGAACCCAGUAGGGGACUAUGUGUCCUAUUAUUCUCUCACCUGUAAACUGUACGAAUCUAUAAAUAUAUAAGUAAAUAGAAUAAAAAGGAUUUUCAUGAAACUUGGCCAGAAUAUUCUUUAGAUAUUAAUACAAAAAAAAAAAAAAAUGCGAGGCUUUAAUGAAGUUUAAAAUAUUCUUCCUAUGACUUCACGGCGCGUGACAACAACCGGAGUAUUUUCUAUUGCCGAAAUAAAAAAUAGAUUGUCUCAGGAACCGGUACGAAUGUCUAGAAAACCUCCGGCAUCGUCUUUUAGCCUAUUUUCUGCUGAGUGAUACAACUGCAACGCGAAGGCUGGUAAUUCAGUUAAACAAACGCCGUCAGUGUCAUCU